AUGUAAAUUGGGUAACAAAAUUUUGAUGAUGCAUUAUAUGAACUUGAAGAAGUCUCGAAGCUUGUAUUUUCAAAUGAGGACAAUUUCUUCAAUGAUCAUUUAGUUUGUAGGAUUUGCUCUUAGGUCUUUAUUGACCCCUGGGCUUGCAGUGUUUGCAAAAUUACAUCCUGCUAUCAAUGCCUUCUCAAAUUUAUCUUAUCGAGAUAGUGGGAUGAGAAUAGUAAUUGUUUAGUCAGAUGCACAUAGAAUAAAUUCAACGGAGCACCAUAGUAUUUCACGAAAGCUAAUUAUAUUUUAAGUCACAUUAUCAAGACUUGCACUUUUAGGUGUAAUUAGUGUCAGAAGGAUUUCAAAGGUUCAGUUUAACUACGAUAACACUAGUGUAAAUCAUAGGAUGAUAUUCAAUAAUAAGAUUUGUUCUAGCUAUAAAUUGGUUUAAAUAAUAAGGAAUAGAUAAUUGAAUAAAUUGGUAUUGAUUUAACUUCAAUAGACUAGUCAGCUGUCUUAACCAAUAUCAAAUUAGAUUCAUUCAAAGAAAAAGUAAGUGAAAAUUAGAUGUUCAGCAUGAAUCUUAAGAAACCUAGGUAUUUGAAAGAUCUGAAUCCUGAAGGACUAAAUGGCGAAAUUUUGAAUGCAAAUGAAGAGUAUAACGAUGAAAAUUACUAUGGAGAAUAUUAUAAUGAUUACUAUGAUUAUGGCUAAGAUGACUAGAUUUAAAAUGGUUAAUAGGAGGAAUAAUAAUCAGAUGAUUAAAAUAAAUACGAAGAUAUUAUUAAGGGAAAUGCUGAUUAAAUUGAGCAGUGUCGCCAAUUUGAUAUUGAACUUUAAUCUAAUUAAGAUAAAAAUUUAAUAAGCAAAAUUUCGUAAGUAUUGAGAGUUACCCCUCAGCACUAAGACAAGUACCUGAUUCAAGACGGAUGA
Stylonychia lemnae is the source of this 921-nucleotide messenger RNA. NCBI's taxonomy places the organism in Eukaryota, Ciliophora, Spirotrichea, Sporadotrichida, Oxytrichidae. The record is from the annotation of a GenBank genome assembly.